AAACACGACCACAAACUGUCCGUGCGGUGUGUGAGAAAGCUGACGGCUGUGAUUGCGAUUGAUACAAAACCGAUGACUCACAGUGAGUGUGACAAUUCGUGAAAAACGAGCUUCGCAAAACUCUACCGUUGGUAUCUCGCCCUUUGCCCGUCAAACAUACCUUUCCUCCUUCCUCUUCAUCCCACCCAUAUCUCGGAGCCUAAUAUAAUGAGGUAAUAAUGUGGCGGGCUAAUCAGCCGAUUUGGUUAAAUUCCACCAACCAAAUCGUAUGCACCAGCCAAUUUCUCCAUCGGUAUCUCGGUCGGUGUGGCAACUGGAACGGGCUGUGCUAUCUUUAUAUCUUGCGCUAUCUUUGUGUAGUUUUAUCGACAUUCCGUGUCAGCGGAGUGGUACAAAUCCGAAGGUCCCUGGGCCCGCCGGAACUAACCCCUUGCAAGACCCCGGGUGAGAUUACGCAAGCCAACAACAACUGUGGCCCGAUUGGAAGGAACCUGCGUCGCUAGGCCAGUGUACCAACAAACUAUGUACUAAAGGCUUUGCUUCUGCCUGCUCGGAACACCUUUCCCCCAUCCCUCAAUAAGGCGGGAAACUUCUAAAUCAUGCUUCGGGAUCGAAAUAUAGAUAAAUUUAACCGCUCGUUAUCUUAUCGUAAAGCCGUCCGGCCGGGUAAAGCGGGCGGGUUUGUGUUUCCUAUUUUUUUUGCGGCAUCUUUACACUACAUCGCCGGCGCAUCGGUUUUAUCCGAAAUUUACCCCUUUCUUACCACCUUCCCACCUUCCGUCAUCCCCUGGUAUCUCUCUAACCGAAAAUUGGGUAAGAAAAAUGGCGCGUUCCGGCACGGACCUGGCGCAGUGUAAUAUCGACCGCUGAAACGUGAUGGCGCUCGUGGCACGCGUGAUGGAACCGAUCGUCGAAACCCGCGCCCUGAUUGGGUCGGCAGUGGAGCAACGGUGGAACGCACUGCUGGACGUCAUCGGUGACGAUCCCGAUUUUCUCUACACGUGGGGACUGACCGUGUAUGUGCACUCGUUUUUCUGGAUCGUCGGCGGGCUGUUUGUGCUGAUGGAUCUGACCAACCGGCCAGUGUUCCUUCGCCGCUACAAGACGCAACCGGGCAAGAAUGAGCCGAUCGCCUGGCCGGAUUUGCUGCGUGUCAUGCGGACCAUCCUCUUCAAUCAAACGGUCGUCGGUAUACCGCUGACGCUUGUCGGCUACCACGCAACAAUCAAGGGCAGCGUGCCGGACGUCCGCACCCUGCCGCCGGUGGACGUGAUUGUGCGCGAUCUGCUGGUGUGUGUGUUUUUUGCCGAGGUCGGGUUCUACUAUGUGCAUCGCUUCCUGCACAUUAAGCCACUGUACCGGCUGGUGCACAAGAAGCACCACGAAUGGACGGCCCCAUUCGCCUGGACCGCAAUGUACUGCCAUCCGAUCGAGCACAUCAUCAGCAACAUGGUGCCGCCAAUGAUCGGCAUACAGCUGAUGAAGGCGCACGUCUUCACUACCGCGAUUUGGUUCCCGCUCGUCAUCUUCAACACGAUACGCGACCAUUGCGGCUACCAUUUGCCAUUCUUUCCCAGCUCCGAGUACCAUGACUACCAUCAUGCGAAAUUCACGGAGUGCUUCGGGACGUUCGGGUACCUCGAUUGGCUGCACGGAACAGAUACCAAGUUUCGGAAGUCGAAGCAACACCAGCGCCACCGGACACUGUGGGGCAUCAAGUCGGCACGGGAGCUGUUCCCGGACAGUUGAGUCUUCCCGCCUUCCGGCAAGAACCACAACCACAUACACAGCACCGACUGCCCUCUACUCUACACCCAAGUGCCUAGCAAUGAUAAGUAUCGAAUAAAUACGUUUGUAAGCUGACAUA
Anopheles coluzzii is the source of this 1867-nucleotide messenger RNA. Its product is annotated as fatty acid hydroxylase domain-containing protein 2-like. Gene Ontology annotation, molecular function: iron ion binding; C-4 methylsterol oxidase activity. Gene Ontology annotation, biological process: sterol biosynthetic process. Bases 877 to 1749 code for a protein of 290 amino acids. The record is from RefSeq and is a predicted model, not a curated record. The transcript has 3 exons. Lineage: Eukaryota; Metazoa; Arthropoda; Insecta; Diptera; Culicidae.